Xenia sp. Carnegie-2017 is the source of this 962-nucleotide messenger RNA. RefSeq lists its product as uncharacterized. NCBI's taxonomy places the organism in Eukaryota, Metazoa, Cnidaria, Anthozoa, Malacalcyonacea, Xeniidae. The transcript has 5 exons. The record is from RefSeq and is a predicted model, not a curated record. The coding region runs from base 1 to 873 and encodes 290 amino acids.
AUGCUAAUCGUAUCCCUUAGAGAGGAACAUUUUGGUGUCACGUUUCCAGAACCUUGCAUAAGACUUCUCAAAGCACUUGCGUCAGAUAAACCUGUUUGUGCAAUUGUACCUCCUGUGAGAGAGGUGAAGGAUUUGUUGAUCAGAAUUGCCAACGGAGCAAAUCCAAAGGACAAUCCAUUGUCUGAUUUACAACUUUUGCACGAACAGGUCCCCCUCUUGUUUUGUCUUUGCAAUCAUUUUGCAGAGCUGCCAAACCCCAUACGUGUUUUGUGUGGGGAAAUGGUCGCCAAAGCGUCCAGUCCUUUUACUGACCAAAACGGAGCUGGUCAUUUAGAUGAUUGUGCCAAAGGCGUUCGUUCAAAGAAGAAGCAUGGGUCUUUAAUUCCUGGGAUAUUCCUUAUUUUAUGUCCGCACGGUAUUUGUUACGGCUUUCAAGUGAUGCCCGAUCAUGAAUCACCCAAUGUUCCUUUUACCAUUUUAAGAACUCGAUUUUCUGAAGCUCCUGAACUAGUGAUCUAUGACAACGCGUGCAAACUACACGAGUACUGCCUUAACCGCGAUCCUGCUUUUUUUAAAAAAUCCAAAUUCAUCGUCGACAAGUUUCAUUGGAGAAACCAUUCUGGUUGCUCUGAGGGAUACGAUAUUAAUAGAUAUCCCAUUUUAAAAACGCACAACAGCCAAGCUGCAGAGCAGUGUAACUCUGUAAUGAAGCCACUUGCGUCAAUGGUUUCAUACAUGGAAUAUGACAACUUUUUGCUAUUUUCGAAAUUGUAUAUUUGGUACAGAAACAUGUUGCGCAUAAUAAAAUGCAAUCCUGGACGGGAUGUUCCAGAGAGGGAAACGUUUCUUGCAAUCAGCAAUAUUAUCAGAUAAGUAGUAUUUGAAAACCAGUAUUAUUUAAUUGGGAACCAUGUUGAAACGAAAUGCUAACACUUUGGAACAAACAAAAAAAGUCUAAGUAA